This is a messenger RNA of Hydatigera taeniaeformis, 903 nucleotides long. Lineage: Eukaryota; Metazoa; Platyhelminthes; Cestoda; Cyclophyllidea; Taeniidae. The record is from the annotation of a GenBank genome assembly.
AUGGAAUCCGAGUUGAUACUAAAUGAGCACAUCAAGGAGCUCCACAUGAGCGCCUACGCCGAUCGCCUAAAUCGUGUCAAAAAACGGGGCACCUUCGCAUUAGCUGUGGAUCCGAUGCGAACCUGCUUCCAGUGCUACCGAGUUGUGGACUCCUUUAUCGCACUUCAAGUUCACAUCGUCUGUGCCCAUGGCUCACUAUAUCCGCUGGUUUGCGGUCUUUGCCACAGUCCCUUCACCCUUCAAGGACUAGCAGAUCCUCGCUGCAGAGCGAGGGCAGUUGAAGUAAUGCGCGAGGCCACAGAGAAGGUGGAUCCAGAAAUUCGUGAUUGCCUCGUCUCCAACGGCUACCUCGCUGACAUCGACAUCUGCAGCAGUUUGCCAGAAAUCCAAUUAGAUGCCAAAGUUUCCACAUUCUUCCAGAGUAUAAAUGUUGGACUGGCGCGUGCCAUUGCAGUCGAGGAGAUGAAAGAAGUUCGCUCUGCGAUUCUUGCAGGUUAUGGAGCUAUGCAAAUUCCGGCAGCAUUCCUUCUUGAGGCUGUGCAAGCUCAUGAACGUCAGCAUGUUGAGCAGAUCCGAGAGAGGCAUUUUGGAAUGGCGGCCUUCUCAGGCGUGCCAGAGUGCGGGGUCAAGAAGCAGAAGAUUUCUGCGAUGCUCUAUGACUUCUCUAAAAAGUAUGGAAAAAUUGUGAACUGGAGGAUACACAGCGAAUGCGAGGUGUUGAAUAAGCUUCUGCACAUGAAAAUUGACAGGCCACUUUUGAACCAUCUCAACAGCCAAUGGGGCGUACAACACGACUCGAAAUUGCACUCGAUUGAAAGGACUCCGACGGCCAACGUCUUGACACCAGAGCUGUUGGCCUAUUUUAAAGAACUCUCAGCGAAGACUGCCAUUGAAGAAGAAUAG